Molecule: messenger RNA, 675 nt
Organism: Trichophyton benhamiae CBS 112371
Lineage: Eukaryota; Fungi; Ascomycota; Eurotiomycetes; Onygenales; Arthrodermataceae
Exons: 3
Coding region: 1-675 (224 amino acids)
Biological process (GO): endosome transport via multivesicular body sorting pathway
Cellular component (GO): fungal-type vacuole lumen; fungal-type vacuole membrane
Molecular function (GO): ubiquitin protein ligase binding
Source: RefSeq, a predicted model, not a curated record
AUGGGCAACAGAUGGCAGCGAUACGGGGAUGGGAUAGACAGACGCUGGCGGCCGCCAAGCGAAGGCAGCCACUUCAGCUUGAUCUGUUACAAAAAGGACCACGGAGCAGCAGCAGAAGAAAAGGAAGAACGGCUGCGACACCAGAUCGACUCUGUUUCAUUUUCCACCAUGUGCUCGCCAGACGCCUUCCUGGCCAUUCUGGCCGUCCUCUUCCCGCCCAUCGCAGUCUGGAUUAAGGUCGGCGUCUGCUCUGCUGAUUCUCUUAUCAACAUCGCCCUUUGCUGCCUGGGGUACGUCCCAGGUCUGCUUCAUGCAUGGUACAUCAUUCUCAAGUACCCAGAGGCAGACGACGAGUACCCAGAUGGAUACAGACCCAUCGUCGGACAUGGACAGCGUGGAGACGCUGAGGCGGGCCGAGUCACAUACUACUACAUCGCCCAUGAGCAGGCUCACCCUAACCAGUACCAGCAGCAGCAACAACAACAGCAGCAGCGCUCGUAUGGCACCAACGUAAACCCCGAAUCAAGGCCUGUUCCUCCACCCCCAGUUCCUCAGAAACCACAUCAGACCAGUGGCGUGCCAGAUCAGGGAAGCAGUAGUAGGCCUGAGGGUGAGCAGAGAGCUCCACCAACCUACGCUGAAGCUGUCAAGGGAGACAACAAAAUCCAAUCUUAA